AUGAUUAUAGUAGACCGCAUGAUCGCUACGACCGACCACCAAGAAGUUAUGGUCGAGAGCCCUACUAUGAGCGAGGAGGGUUUGAUAGAUCGUCAUCGUAUUAUGAUAGAGGAGGCUAUGAUAGGGGAGGAUAUGAUAGGGGAGGAUAUGAUAGAGCAUAUGAUAGAGGAUAUGAUCGGAAAUGACAAUGGCAAUUGA
Entrophospora sp. SA101 is the source of this 198-nucleotide messenger RNA. The record is from the annotation of a GenBank genome assembly. NCBI's taxonomy places the organism in Eukaryota, Fungi, Glomeromycota, Glomeromycetes, Entrophosporales, Entrophosporaceae.